Geodia barretti is the source of this 1328-nucleotide messenger RNA. Lineage: Eukaryota; Metazoa; Porifera; Demospongiae; Tetractinellida; Geodiidae. The record is from the annotation of a GenBank genome assembly.
CUGACGAGUUGAAAGCGUAAGGUAAGUACCGUUCUGCUUACCUGCUCACCGUUCUGCCAAUGUACAAUACGUUAUGUAACGGCGACAGGUAGCUCUGUCUUGCUUCACGAAAGGAAAGCUGUGCGCUGACGGCACGUUAUGCAACCCGAACAUCACGGGAAAAUCCCAAGUUGGGUCGCUCCCGCUCGCCAACAAUGUUCAACAUUUGCACUAGUAUAUUCCUAUAGGGUGGAGACUUUGUCACGGAUCGCGCGCGUGUGCCAUACGCGCGGCAUUCGCCAAUGUUGUGCGCAUGCGUACGCGUACUUAGCGCCACGCCUUCAUUCUGGAAGGAGGCGUGGUAGUAGAUGCUGACUAGACAAGUGCUGACUAAACGACGAGAGGAAAGCAGAAGAAAGAGAGAUCUAGAGACGAACAGAGGCACAGAUUGAGAAGAAGGCACGCAAGACCCGGAGAGCGAGGAAGAGAAGCUGUUUCUCGACCGUAGCGAUGAACUCGGAGCGGAAUUCGUGAGAUUGUUACUCGGAGACGAGUCCCAGGGACGGCCUAUGGGCCCCGGCCGAGGUUCAGAGGACGCUGAGGAGUCGUCACAAGGCGAACAGGCCUCAGGGGAAGGCUCUCCGUCUUCCAAGGUCACUCAGAAAAAGGCUGCGAAGAAACUCGGAGUACUGCUGCGGGACCAUGGCGACAAAAUUGACGGCGAUCCGACUUUGAAGAAGGCAGUUGUUUCCUUCGUGGCGGAUGUUGCGGAGAAGAUGUCAGUUCUUCAGGUCACUCAGGCAGUGUUUGACACUCUGUGUGACAAGGUCCUCAGCUCCGUUCAACACAGAGACGGUGGACACCAGACGGCGGCAGUAUUCCGUGUGUCAACUGAGCUCAUAAGAAACAUGAGGAGCCAGCCGGCCUACCCCAGUACUCGGGAGAAGACCCUCAUUCGAUAUGCUGGGAAAUAUCUGGUGGCCAUCGGACUAUGGGUAGACCUCAACGCAGUACUGCAGCAAGCCGCCAGUGGGGAGGUACCAGAGAGUGCUCUAGCAUUUUCUUCUGUGGAAGUUCCAAAGGAAUAACUUGUGAAUCACCCGAGGUGAUUUUUAAUUUGUGACUAUUGUUCAAACCCACUAGGGACUAAUUUAUUCUGAUGUGAUAUAUUUUCAGUGCGUAUCAUGAUAAUCUUAUUCGGACGUAAUCAAUUACUGCAUAGUUAGAUUGCGACAAAACUGGCUCCCACAGCACCUUUUUAACCCUUUGGACGCCAUGGGUAUCUGCUAUAAAUAAGCAGAAAUUGAUAUGUAUAAAGUAUUAGCGCCUAGUAUUAUUACCCAAAUAUA